Neurospora tetrasperma FGSC 2508 is the source of this 798-nucleotide messenger RNA. RefSeq lists its product as uncharacterized. Gene Ontology annotation, cellular component: phagophore assembly site. The transcript has 2 exons. Gene Ontology annotation, biological process: autophagy; autophagosome assembly. Bases 1 to 798 code for a protein of 265 amino acids. The record is from RefSeq and is a predicted model, not a curated record. Lineage: Eukaryota; Fungi; Ascomycota; Sordariomycetes; Sordariales; Sordariaceae.
AUGGAGAAAGUCGCGCCCGAGUUCACUCUCGAAGCCUUUGCCGAUCCCGCCUCCGUGCGCGACGUCGUCCGCGGCAUCCUCCACACCAUCUUCUUCCUGCGCUACUUCGUCUCCCACGAACCCAAGACGCGCGACGUGUGCGGCCUCGAACUGGCCUACAUUCCCGACGCCGAGAUCGAGACGCUCAUUGACCAGCGGGUCGCCACGCUCGUGCGCCAGCUCGAGGUUGACCGCAACCAGUCUUCCUCGUCACAACAUCCUUAUGGCGGCGGUGGCCCCGGGUAUAGCGGAGGCGGUGGAGGUCGCGGGCAGAUAACAGUGCAGUUCUUUGAGAAGAAGCGCAGGAAGACGUGGUACGGUAUGGGGAGGGGCGACGACGAGGUAUGUUGGGAGAACUGGACGGUCAAGGUGACGGUCGCUGAGCCGAGGACGGAGUCAGUUCGCAACGCAAUGGAAUCCACCCUCCAAUCAACCGUUUUCAAAUGCAUCACCAUCGCAAACACCCACAAGGACCACAUCCCGCCCAUCACCACCAACGAUUCCAAUCCCUUCACCUACCAGAUCAACGUCAACCCACACCACGGCCUCCACCUCACCUCCCAGCAACACCUUCAGAGCGCCAGCAAGGAAGCAGCAGCACGAAGCGAUUUUGGAAGCUCAGGAAACGGUGGCAAUAGCGGAACUGGCGGAAGCGGACGAGGGGCAGGGAGGGGAGGAGCAGGCGGGCUAGCAGGUGCCGCGGGCGGUGCGGCAGCGGCUGUGGUUGGCUCGUGGGCCACCAGGAUGGGUAUUUACUAG